AUGCUUCUGAGAAGUAAAAACGAUGAGAUUAUUCUCAGAUUUGCUGCUGGUGCAAUCGCCAACCUUGCAAUUAACCCAACCAACCAUAAGUUGCUCAUGGAUCAAGGAGGUAUCGGUGUAUUGUCAUCAGCAUUAGCUAAUGCUCAAGAUCCUCAAAUUCUCAGGAUGGUUGCUGGAGCAAUUGCAAAUCUAUGUGGAAAUGGUAAAUUGCAUACAAGACUAAAAUCAGAAGGCGGGAUUGCAGCUUUGUUGGGAACGGUCAGAUGUGGACAUCCUGAUGUUCUUGCACAAGUUGCUCGCGGAAUUGCAAACUUUGCCAAAUGCGAGUCAAGAGCAUCAACUCAAGGAACUAAAAGAGAAAAAUCACUCUUAUUAGAAGAAGGUGCGCUCUCUUGGAUUGUACAAAACGCCAAAACCGAAGCUUUACAAGCCAGACGACAUAUCGAAUUUGCUCUGUGCUUCUUAGCACAAAACGAAGCGAAUGCGGAAGAGAUGGUGAAGGGAAGAGCUAUGUGGGAGCUGGUGAGACUUUCAAGAGACUAUUCUAAUGAAGACGUAAGAAGUUUUGCUCAUACAACUCUUACUUCAAUUCCCACUUUUCUCACUGAGCUCAGACGUCUUCAUGUUGAUCCUUGGGUGGUGACUGAAAAUGCGGUUAAUCCGUCAGUGGCAGUCGGUGAUAUGGAUCACAACUUUGUCGUUGAGUCUUUUUACUCCUUUAUGUUCAGAAGCACCAUUAAAUAA
Messenger RNA from Eutrema salsugineum, 744 nucleotides. Its product is annotated as kinesin-like protein KIN-UA. NCBI's taxonomy places the organism in Eukaryota, Viridiplantae, Streptophyta, Magnoliopsida, Brassicales, Brassicaceae. The coding region runs from base 1 to 744 and encodes 247 amino acids. Gene Ontology annotation, molecular function: protein binding; protein-membrane adaptor activity. The record is from RefSeq and is a predicted model, not a curated record. Gene Ontology annotation, biological process: nucleus-vacuole junction assembly. The transcript is spliced from 6 exons.